Molecule: messenger RNA, 246 nt
Organism: Geodia barretti
Lineage: Eukaryota; Metazoa; Porifera; Demospongiae; Tetractinellida; Geodiidae
Source: the annotation of a GenBank genome assembly
AAAAUGGAGCUUGUACUUGGUGCAGUCCUGCUUCUAAGUGGUUACUCUGCAUGUUCUGUUGUUGCUCAAGAGGUGCUCCAUGCUCCUGGGAACCAAACCGUCUUUCUAAACCAGUCAGCAGUGUUCACGUGUGAGACAGAUGGUGGUAUCAGUGGUUGGAGAGUUAAUGGAACUUUUCUGGAUGAGCUUCCACCUGCAAUAGAAAUGGAUUUGGAAAUCAUCGGUGCUAACACUGCAGAAGGGACU